AUGCCUGCCACUAGGACCUCAAGCAUCCCUCCACGCUCCAGACAUGCCCCUGUUCCGAGUACCCCAAAGAGCGUCCGCGAAGCCCCUUUCGACUCGGAAGUCAUUUCACUAGCCUCAUCCUCCGAUGCAGAGAACUCCAUAGUUCAACCUACACUACGAAGGCAAGGCAAACCCCGUCCAAUAGCACGCCCAAAGAAGAACACUGCUCCUGUUCCCGCCGAAGAGAUUAUUGAAAUCUCAGAUGACGAUUCGCCUGCGGAGGUCUCGACACAAGCCUCCGUCAUUGCGGAUUUCAAAAGACAGAUAAACAGGCUCAGAGAGGAAAGCAUGAAGCACAAACGAGAAUGUGAACGUGCUUCAAGAGAGCUCCGAGAGGUCAAAGACGAAAAUCGUCAGUUGCAUGCCUUGUAUAAGCCGGACAAAGGAAAAAUAACUCUGGUACGUAAACUCAAAACCUUCUUAUUAUAG
This is a messenger RNA of Psilocybe cubensis, 468 nucleotides long. RefSeq lists its product as uncharacterized. NCBI's taxonomy places the organism in Eukaryota, Fungi, Basidiomycota, Agaricomycetes, Agaricales, Agrocybaceae. Bases 1 to 468 code for a protein of 155 amino acids. The transcript has 2 exons. The record is from RefSeq and is a predicted model, not a curated record.